Rotaria socialis is the source of this 1056-nucleotide messenger RNA. Lineage: Eukaryota; Metazoa; Rotifera; Eurotatoria; Philodinida; Philodinidae. The record is from the annotation of a GenBank genome assembly.
AUGGCAUCUGCUCAACAAAAUAUUCCAACUACUCAAUCAGCAUUACAAUGGGUUAGAGUGAGUGGACAGAAUCCAUUUGAAUGGACAACAUCCGCACCUGUAAUUCAACCAUCACAAUUAGAUGAUCAUCAAGUUUUAGUUCGAAAUCAUGCUGUUUCACUCAAUCCAAUCGAUUAUAAAAUGGCAGAAUUAAAUUUUGCUAAUAUAAAAUUACCGGCUACAACUGGCUAUGAUAUUAGUGGUGAAGUAGUUGCGAUUGGAAAAGAAGUGAAAGAUUUAAAGGUUGGUGAUGAAGUUUUUGGCCUUUUAAAUCUAGAUUCAAGUAAUGGUGGAGGAGCACUUCAACAAUAUUCAGUUGCAGAAGCCGAUGGAAUAGUCAAGAAGCCACCAAAUAUUAGCCAUGAAGAAGCAGCAACACUUGGUGUAGCAUUUCUAUCUGCUAUGGAUGGAUUUCGUCAAGUGAACGUUGAUUCAUCUACAACAGUAUUUAUCCCUGGUGGUUCAGGUGGCGUUGGUCAUUUUUCUGUGCAAAUCGCAAAAAUUCGAGGCGCUAAAAGAGUGAUUACAUCGGCAUCGAAAGAUGAAGGAAUCACAAUUCUUAAAGACCAAUAUCACAUUCAAGAUGUUAUUAAUCAUGCUAAAGAAAAUGUAACCGAUCGUGUACUCGAACUGACUCAAAAUCAAGGUGUUGAUGUUACUUAUGAUUCUACAUAUCUUGAAUCAAGUUUUGAAAAAUCAAUUCCAACAGUUAAAGCAGGUGGUACAUGGAUUGUCCUCGGUCAUUAUGGACAACCAGAUAGUCAAGAAGCCAAAAGUGUUGCUCAACGAAAGGCAAAUUUGAUUCAUGCUGAUUUAGGACGUUAUUGGUUUGGACCUGAACGAGCACAAAUGAAAACACUUGUUCAAGAUGCGUUAACACAAGGUGCUGAAUGGAUUAUACAAGGAAAACUUAAACCAUAUAUUAAUCAAAUAGUUAAACUCGAAGAAGCACAAAACGCCAUCGAAAAGAUCAAGCAAGGCAAAGCUGGAUUCGGUAAAGUUGUUAUUAAAUUAUAA